Messenger RNA from Gopherus evgoodei (Goodes thornscrub tortoise), 3873 nucleotides. It is a transcript of the gene POSTN, whose product is annotated as periostin. Lineage: Eukaryota; Metazoa; Chordata; Testudines; Testudinidae. The record is from RefSeq and is a predicted model, not a curated record. The transcript has 24 exons. Gene Ontology annotation, cellular component: extracellular matrix. Gene Ontology annotation, biological process: cell adhesion; extracellular matrix organization. The coding region runs from base 98 to 2668 and encodes 856 amino acids. Gene Ontology annotation, molecular function: cell adhesion molecule binding.
CUCCCACAACCCUGUAGCAUGUAUAUAAACUGUGAGCUCUUCAAAACUUUUUGCCAGUUCUCUCAUUAGACUAGGCAGGAGGAACAGGGGAUUAAGGAUGAAGAUCCUUUUUUUAGCCACCUUCACCAUUUUUUUGCUGUCUGCUUUUCAUCCAGCAGACUCUUCUGCUCAUUAUGACAAGAUUUUGUCCCAUAGUCGAAUCAGGGCACGUGAGCAGGGUCCAAAUGUCUGUGCUCUUCAGCAAGUUAUGGGCACCAAAAAGAAAUAUUUCAGCACCUGCAGAAACUGGUAUCAGGGAACUAUCUGUGGGAAGAAAGCAACUGUCUUGUAUGAAUGUUGCCCUGGCUACAUGAAGAUGGAUGGAAUGAGAGGUUGUCCGGCAGUUGCUCCUAUUGAUCAUGUUUAUGGUACCCUGGGCAUUGUGGGAGCAACCUCUACUCAACGGUAUUCUGACAUGUCAAAGCUGAGAGAAGAGAUUGAAGGACGGGGAUCAUUCACAUUCUUUUCACCAAGCAAUGAAGCUUGGGAGCUGUUGGACCGAGAAAUUCAUAGUAAUUUAAUUGACAAUGUAAAUAUUGAACUAUACAAUGCCCUCCACAACCAUAUGGUAAACAAGCGUAUGUUGACAAAGGAUCUUAAGAAUGGCCUGACUCUUGUAUCCAUGUACAAUGAUCAGCAGCUGCUUAUUAAUCAUUAUCCUAAUGGGGUUGUUACUGUUAACUGUGCCAGAAUCAUCCAUGGCAACCAGAUUGCUACAAAUGGUGUCGUUCAUGUCAUUGACCGUGUCCUGACCCCUGUUGGAAAUACCAUUCAAGAAUUUCUUGAAGCUGAGGAUGAUGUCUCAUCUCUAAGAGCUGCUGCCAUCACAUCUGGUGUAUUGGACACACUUGGAAAGCCUGGCCAUUACACACUCUUUGCUCCUACUAAUGAAGCUUUUGAGAAACUUCCACGAGGAAUCUUGGAAAGGAUCAUGGGUGACAAGGUGGCCUCUGAAGCUCUCAUGAAGUUCCAUAUUUUAAACACUCUUCAAUGCUCUGAAGCCAUCAUGGGUGGAGCAGUCUAUGAGACCUUGGAAGGGAGUACAAUUGAAGUAGGUUGUGAUGGUGAAAGCCUGACUGUAAAUGGAGUCAAGAUGACAAACCGCAAAGACAUUGUGACAAGCAACGGUGUUAUCCACCUCAUUGACCAUGUGCUGAUUCCUAACUCUGCCAAGCAAGUUAUUGAGCUAGCAGGUGACCAGCAGACCACCUUCACAGACCUUUUGGCACAGCUAGGAUUGACUUCUUCUCUAAGGCCAGAGGGACAAUACACUCUGCUGGCUCCUCUGAAUGGUGCUUUCUCAGAUGACACUUUGAGGAUGGACCUACGCCUUCUUAAACUGAUAAUGCAAAACCACAUUUUGAAAGUGAAAAUUGGCCUCAACGAGCUCUAUAACGGACAGAAGGUGGAGACCUUGGGAGGAAAACGACUCAGAAUCUUUGUAUAUCGCACAGCUGUAUGUAUUGAAAAUUCAUGCAUGGUAAGAGGAAGCAAAGAGGGAAGGAAUGGUAUUAUUCACAUUUUCAGACAGAUCAUCAAACCAGCCGAAAAGUCACUGCGUGAAGUUUUGAAGAAUGAUAAACGCUUUAGCAUAUUCCUUAAUCUGGUGAAAGAUGCCGAUUUAGAUGAUGUUCUAUCACAACCUGGAGAAUGGACUUUGUUUGUCCCAACUAAUGAGGCCUUUAAAGGCUUGACGGAUGAGGAAAAGGAAAUACUGAGAAGCGACAAAAACGCUCUCAGGACUAUUCUUCUGUAUCACCUAACAAAAGGAAUUUACAUUGGAAGCGGUUUUGAACCUGGUGUGACAAACAUUCUCAAAACUAUCCAAGGAAGCAAACUGUUCUUGAAAACAGUAAAUGACACACUUCUGGUGAAUGAAGUGAAAUCAAAAGAAUCUGAUCUCAUGGCAACUAAUGGUGUUAUUCACGUUAUAGAUAAACUCUUGUAUCCAGUAGAUGUACCUGUUGGAAAUGAUCAGUUGCUCACCAUCCUUAAUAAGAUGAUUAAAUACAUUCAGAUUAAGUUUGUUCAUGGAAGCCACUUCCAAGAGAUCCCCUUGACAUUUUUCAAAAAACCAGGUAGAAAAAUCACGAAAGUAGUUGGUGGUGCAACAAUUCGAAAAGUUACUCAAGGCACGAGAGUGAUCGAAGGGGAACCAGAAUCAAAAUUGUUUAGAGAAGGCGAGACAAUAACUAAAGUGAUUCAUGGAGAGCCUAUUAUUGAAACAUACACCAAAAUAAUCGAUGGCCAUCCUGUCGAGGUGACUGAAAAAAAAAUGACAGAAGAGAGAAUUAUUCAAGGUCCUGAAAUUCAAUAUACCCGAAUGACUGCAGGUGGUAGAGGAGAUACAGAGGAAAAUUUGAAGAAAUUGCUUGAAGAAGAGGUUACCAAGGUGACCAAAUUCAUUGAAGGGGAUGGUCAUUUACUUGAAGAUGAAGAAAUCAAAAGGCUCCUGCAGGGAGCUGGAACUGAGUACACCAAGGUUACUAAAGUAAUUGAGGGAGAGCCACAGAUUAUCGAGAGAGAAAUCAAGGAAGUCCAUCUGGAAGAUACAGCAGUGAGGAGACCAAAACCACCCAAAAAGGCACAAGGAACACCACGGAGAAGGACAAGGCUAGUUCAUCCUUAGAGAUUUCCAGUGAGAUAGAGUCCAUAGAACUAAAAAUGAAAAGACUGAUCUUUGAGAGGAAAAGAAGUUGUUUUAAAAUAAAAUCAAAAGGAACGUGUCAUUUGCUAAUCGAGUAUAAACUGAACCAUGAGCCCACACAAAGGGUCUGAUUGUGUAAACAUUCACUACUGGGCUUAGUGCCCACUAGCGUGAGUAGUCUAUUAAAGUAAGUGAGACCUCUCUUGGUAGUAAGCCUUAUUUAGGAUGAAUUGCUGGCUGCACGGAAGUCAAUAGCAAAACUCCCAUUGACUUCCGUGGAGCUGAGAUUUCACCCUGUGCCUGGUAAUAAGUGUUUACAGGAUUGGGCUCAAACUGAGCAGGGAACAUUUCAGAAUGUAAAUUUUAUUAUUUCUUAUAAAUGAGAAAUAUACAUGAAAUUAGAUCAUUUCUAGAAAUAUAUAGUUUAGGUGACUUGAUGUUGGGUAAUCUAGGGAGAGCUCCAUAAACCUAGCACUUUUGGUUCAGUAAUAUCAUGCAUUUUGAUGUCGACUUUUGUCAUGUUUUUAAUGUCAUUAUGACAUAACAACAUUACCUUUUUUAAAUUAACAAUUAUACCAUAUAUUAAAUGUAUCAUUUAGUUCUGCAUUACAUAUUCAAACAUUUCCUGGUAAUAUGGCUAAAGGAUGUUCUAAAAAAAAUCACAAAUAAGUUUACUAAACUUAUUUGGUGUAAGAUGGUGCUGGCUACAUUUUCAUCUAUUAAUAAAAAUAAUUCCUAUUAUAAGACUCCUAUGGAAAACACAAAACUUAAGAUACUAAAGGGAAAACAUUUUAAAUAAGAAUGAGCCCUUGAAUCAUUAAAUUAUAAGAGAUAAAUAAAAUGCAUGCAAACUGUUACCUCUGCAUGAAAACAAGCAUAACAAUAAUUGGGGCUUGAUAUGAAAGCUUUUAUAUCAAAACAUGCUUUGCUAAUGUCUGGUACUAAUGUGGAUUUGUUUGUAAAUUAUGUCAUUUUUAUAACUCUAGUUUUGUACUCAUAAAAUGUUUAAUUCAUUUGCCUUUUGCAAUAUUUUAAUGUCAAAUGUUGGAAUGCAACUAUUUGAGAGGAAAGAAAAAAUAUUUCUUCAAGGUGCCUUAAUUCUGCAGAACCAAGGUUGAAGAGGAGUCAUUAGAUGUGCUAUUAUUCUUCUGUUUUGAAACAAAUACUCAUUAAAAAAAGUCGCUGAA